ACCAACAGUCAGACCCCGGAGACUGCCAAGACCAAAUGUUUGGCGUACCGACCUUGACGGCAUACGUAAAGCUGCUCAACUUUUGCUAUGUUGUGUCUACCGCUGCCUCUGUAGAAGAAAAGCAAGGUAAAAGAGAUUACGAAGCUUCUCUACUCGAAAUCUCCGACUCCCAGCCAAAGCGGUUCCACGUUUAUAUCAAUCGUCGUCGCAGAGCUCAACCUGUAAUCUCAGAGGUUAUUGCAGCGGAUGGUCAACGCAUGCUAUCGGACGAGGAGAAAGUGCAAGCCUUGGCAUCACAAUACCGGGGUGUAUAUGCUACCCAGCAGCAAAUAAUAACAUUGGUGUUCCUCCCAUCUCAAAGCCCGGUGAUUUUAACGAACAUUGCGUUUUCGGUAGAAAAUGUUAUCCGUAUUUGA
Dibothriocephalus latus is the source of this 416-nucleotide messenger RNA. Lineage: Eukaryota; Metazoa; Platyhelminthes; Cestoda; Diphyllobothriidea; Diphyllobothriidae. The record is from the annotation of a GenBank genome assembly.